Aquila chrysaetos chrysaetos is the source of this 2693-nucleotide messenger RNA. RefSeq lists its product as uncharacterized. NCBI's taxonomy places the organism in Eukaryota, Metazoa, Chordata, Aves, Accipitriformes, Accipitridae. Bases 130 to 1047 code for a protein of 305 amino acids. The record is from RefSeq and is a predicted model, not a curated record. The transcript has 2 exons.
CCCCUGGCUGUGAAGCCACCGAACCCUUUUGGCCUCUCCCCUCCCUUUGCCCAUCAAGCGGAGCUGGUGCGGCUGCAGGCGUGUGCCAGGGAGGACACGGCGGGUGCGGCGCUGGCCUGGGCAGACCUCAUGAGCCAUCGCCCGCCAGGUGGCCUUUGUCCCUUUCAGCUUCGGGGCAGUGUCACUGCGUGGUGCUGGGGGCCACAACCGUCCCCAGCUGGCUCGCCCAGCCAGUGUGUGCCAACGGACAGAGACUGUGAAGAGAAGGACACGGCUUGGUGCCAGUGCAGCUGGCCCUGCACGCUUUGUGGCAGGGACAAGGCCUGUGAGCGGUGCCUUUGGUUGGACACCCGUUUCACCCACCCUGGGGACCCCUGGCCACAGGGACACGUCCACCCCCACCACCAUCCUGGCAUUGGCGCCACCCCAGCCUGGCCCUGGCAGGGCAGGAGGAUGGGCAUCUGCUUUCGCCUUGUUUCCAUCACCCCUGGCUUAGCAUUUGCCCUUGGCAGUGUGGGAGGCUCUGGGUCCGGCGCCAUGGGGGCAGGAGCUCUGGUGCUUCACCCACGAUUCAUUUCUGUCACGACAGGAUGUCACCGGCAACCUCCAGCCUCCCUGAGACGGGGACCUCAGCCCUGCUGGUGUGUCCUCCCUGCCCACGCUGCUGCCAGCCGAGGGGUCCGGCCGCCCCGGCCCUGCCUGGCCUUGCCACGUGUGCGCUGGGCACUCGGCACUGUCCCUGGGGCUGGGCAGUGGCACCCCUGCAGAGGGGCAAGUGGUGGGGCAGAGGGGUAUUUCACAGGGUAUUUCACAUGCUGGCACCAGCUGUUUCUCCCCUCUGCCCCCACCACAUUCCUCCCCCCAGAGCCCCUCACCCUGCCUCCUGCCUGCCCUCACUUCCCCACCACAGGGCAUCGCUGCGGCUGUGCCACCUUUCCACUGUGUCCCCCUCCUUUUCCCCCUUGCCCUGGCACUCAUUGCUCAGCGUCUGAGUGGUGGUACUGGGAGAGCGGUUGCUGUGCCCCGGGAUGCCUUCUGAAGCUGUGAGUGGGGUGGCUUUGAGGUAUGAGGACAAGACAACCCAGCUGGGUGCUGGUGCAACCGGACAGUGGUGCCUGGGGUGGUGGAAAGGGGAAGGAUGGACUGCAGUGGUGGGCCGGCAUCAUCACCUAGAGCUGGCAGCGUCACCUGGAGCUGGCAGUGCCACCAGGGCUGGCUGUGGGCACCCCCUUGGCCAGCAGUGUCCCUCCUUUCUGCAGAGGGUCCUGCUGCCUUGUCACCCAUGGGGGCUGUGCCUGGCACCCACAGCCCAGCAGUACUCCCCAGUGCACAGCUCCCCAGCAACCCACAGUGGUGCCCAGAGGCAGGGUGAUGGCAGGGCCCAUGAUGCUGACCCCAGCCACCCACCCUGUAGGUGCCCCAGGCUUUUACAGCACCCCAGGGUGGCCGUGCACAGUCCCCCCUCCUUCCUGGGGAGCACCCAGGGCCAAGCUACCCGUGUGUGUCCCCACUGCCCUUUCUGCCUCCCUGGCACAGGCUCGGCUGGAGGCCCUGGGCUGGCUCCAGCCCACCGGCAAGCAGGCAGCACUGGGCACCCCAGCUCACUGCCAUGGGACAGCACACCAUGUGGGGAGGUGGAUUGGGGCCAGCCCUGGCCCCACUCAAGGGCACAGAAGCAGGGGCACACCCAGGUGGCAGCUGUCUGCUGUCCCCGUGCCCCCCGAUCUUGCCAGUCCUGUAUGCCACCUGCUAUAGAUUGUGAUACAAUAUACAGUAUUUUCAAUAGGGGAAAAAUGGGGGGGAGAUAAGCUCUAUUUUCAGAUUUUUCAGACCAUAUUUUUUUUAACGGCAUACUGGAAACUGGCUGGUCCUGGGGUGGGGUGGAUGGCAUGGGUGGGCAGGCCCUCACUUGGGGUGUCCCCUGCUCCACUGCUGGGCCCACUCUGCCUUCCUGGGUGAGAACUGGGGGAUAAGCCAGCUUGGGGUUAGCCCUGUGCCACCAGGGAGAGAGGGGAUGGUGUAACUUUUGGGUCCUCAGAUGUGACCUCGGUCGUGGCACCUCAGGGUGGGCAUGGUGUCCUGCUCUAUGCUCUGGCCAGGGCUUUGUCCUUGCACCAUGCCCACCCAGCUGCCCUGCCCCUCAGGGCUGCAGGAGGGCACCAGCACCCCAGGCACAGACCCUGCCACCCCCCCACCCCAACCCUCCCAUCUGCAGAGCUGCCACCACCCACUGCUGUGCCACUGUCCCCAGGCCGGGUCCCCAUGCCCUGUGGCUUUCAGUGGUCAAUGGAGAUGCUUUUGUGCUCCCAGGGCACACUUGCCAGCACAGCCUGGGUGGCUGCGGUGGCCUCCCUGCCCUGAGCUCGGGGCUGCCCAGGCACAAACACUGCUGGGGGCACCCUGAGGGUGGCAGCAGGGUGGGAAUGGGAGGGCAUUGCCCCCGGGCAGGGGUGGCCGCUGCCUUAACACCAUUCGCUUCGUUGAGUUUGGCCCCACUUCCUGCUUCGCCUCCCUCUGCACGUCCUUGGCCACCAGCCACGGGCACAGUGCCAGUGCCACACACGUCCCCGGGCACGGGACACCCUGAGGGGUGGGGGGAUGGCUUGGAGGAGCCUGUACAUUGCUAGCAAAAGAAAAAAAAAAAGAUGAAAUGUGAAAAUAAUGAUCGUUUUAAAUAAAAAAUAGUAACUGGA